This is a messenger RNA of Juglans microcarpa x Juglans regia, 1661 nucleotides long. RefSeq lists its product as uncharacterized. The coding region runs from base 25 to 1488 and encodes 487 amino acids. The transcript is spliced from 2 exons. NCBI's taxonomy places the organism in Eukaryota, Viridiplantae, Streptophyta, Magnoliopsida, Fagales, Juglandaceae. The record is from RefSeq and is a predicted model, not a curated record.
UUUUAGAUAAGGAAGAAACUCUGCAUGAGCUCCAUUCCACAUGAAGUGAAACUAGGAUUGAUAAAUGAAAUAGCUAUCGAGUAUAGCCUCCAUCUGGGGCAACUUGCGUAUGGUAAUAAUCACAAACAGCAUGGCAUGCAGUUGUCAGGGAAAAACGAUUGCGAAUGGGAAGGAUUUGGUUUUGAGGGAGAGACUGGGGAGAUACAGGUCAAUGAUAACACUGCAAGUGGAGUCCAUGCGUUAGUUUCAUAUGCUAACGAUGUCCCAACUGAUGCAUCUUCCAGUAAAAAUCCUGAAUACGUAUAUGAACCUAAACUUUUCCCAAGUAACGUAUCUUUUCAGAAAAGUGUUGAAACCUUCUGCUCGGAAGCGCUUUCUGCAGCUUCUUUUGAUAACAGGGUAAAAACAGGACAAACAGCUACAUCAUCCGAGAUUUCGUUUCAGUUUCACAGGAGAGGUAUUGUUUACCUGGAUGAAAUACAGGAGUUUCAGUUUUGUGUACAAGAUGACAUUGGCGAGGACAAAAGAAUAUUUAUGUUCAAUACAACUAUCCUCCCACAUAAAGGCAAUAACGGUGUACGCAGAGCAGACUCGUUUGUUUCGUCUCAGCCGGAAAGUUGUGAAUCUGUCACUACAAUACCUGAAACACAGCACAAGAGAGCAUGCCUAGGGGAUCAUUUCAGAAGGGUGAAAACAAGUUGGAAAUGGUGGGAAAGGAGAUCUGAUUUUAAGAAGAGUCAUUCAGACCAAUCUUGUCCGUCACCAGCAAUGAUCAGGAAUCACGAUGCACGAGAUCAACUUUCUUAUGGUUCAACGUGCAAAUUUUCAAGUAAAAAGUGCCUGUAUCAUCGAUUCUUUCAGCAGAAUAAGCACUGGAGAAAGAUGCCAGCCCAAGAAGCCAGGAGCUCUUCAUACAAAUUUCAUAAGAAAAGCUUGUCUCAUCAGCAACUGGAAGUGCAUGGGAAAUGCAUGCACAAUCAUAGGAGCUCAGACUGCAUUAUCAAGGACAAAUUUGACUGGGAAAGUUUAUCUUGGAGGCAAAAGAGGGGCAUGGCUGCAUUAGCAGGUUUCUCUAUUCAUCAUUUUAGUCUACAAAAGUGUCUACAGGUUUGGAAUUCUCCUCCUAAGAACCCCUGGGGAAAAAACAGUAAAAUGGCAUCUCAGGCUGACCCUAUUUAUAAGAAAAGCAAUCAACUGGGAGGAGCAGAAGUAUCAGAUUGUCUAACCGGCGGCGGUGCCUCGUCCCAAGAAUCCUGCUCGAAGGCAUCUAAUCGUUAUGCAGAGACGGAAAGAUUUGCACGUACUACUUGUUCUGGGACCAUGACAAUCUCCCCUGAAAGACCAAAGAGCACCAUCUCGUCUCGUAGCCAUGUGCACCCUAAGCUACCAGACUAUGACGAAUUGGAAGCCAAAUUCAGGGCUCUCAAACAAGACUAUCUGCAAAGAACUUCUGCAAUUACUUCAGGCUUAAACAUUGCAUUGGCCUAGCUGUCACCAAAUACUAAAACACUGCAACUAGUCUUCAUUUCUGUUCUUCUUUUAUUUCCUUUUUUAUUCUCUAAGCUGAUCUGAUGCAAUGUACGUUCAAACAUGCUUCAUGAAACUUCUUUUUUUUUUUUUUUCUUUUUUGUAGAAGGUUGUCUUUUCACUGUAAAAUCCAA